Diprion similis is the source of this 4881-nucleotide messenger RNA. It is a transcript of the gene Tomosyn, whose product is annotated as syntaxin-binding protein 5. The record is from RefSeq and is a predicted model, not a curated record. Gene Ontology annotation, molecular function: myosin II binding; syntaxin binding; GTPase activator activity. Lineage: Eukaryota; Metazoa; Arthropoda; Insecta; Hymenoptera; Diprionidae. Gene Ontology annotation, cellular component: cytoplasm; plasma membrane; SNARE complex. Gene Ontology annotation, biological process: regulation of protein secretion; regulation of exocytosis. Bases 670 to 4770 code for a protein of 1366 amino acids. The transcript is spliced from 22 exons.
CGCUCAGUUCUGAUUUGGAUAGAGACUCGGUGGCCACGCGGUGGCAGUGACGAGGACCACAAGCCUGUUGCCAGUUAUUGAUCUGACAGCAAGACCGCAUUGCCGUUGAGUGGAAGUAUUGUCACGCAGUUGUAUAGCAGCGGAGUGAAUAAACAUUGAAAUGUCAGAUAAACGCGUUUAUAAAUCGAGGAAACAAGCGAUCGCGGCUCGUUGAUUGUGUAGGCGUCUGGUUAAAAAACUAUGCGUGAUAUUCUGUAGCUGUGUUUGUCGUUAGAGCCGAAGGCCAUCCAGGGUAGCACAAAUCGCGUUAUCACAACACGGAUUUCCCGGCCAUUAUCGCGCUGCGAUUAUCACCGAUUCCCUUUUAUCCCCUGGGUUCUAAAACUGCGGUGCAGUGUCGUUGCAGUGACAGUAGGUUGAUCUCGUGUCAGCUGCCCUACCUACGUCACGCAUCUCGCCCGUUAAAUCUGCACUGCAUUGCACGUAUCGGGGAAGUCCACAUAGAGAGAAAGAGAGAGAGAGAGAGAGAGAGAGAGGAGAGAAAGAAAGAAAGAGAUAGAGAGAGCGAUAGACGGCGUUUUAACACGUCUAUAAAUGUCAUCGGGUCAUUUCUUUUCGUCUGUACCAUAGGAGAAUAGACAUUAAAAAAAUUGAACUCAUCGAAACACGAUGAAAAAAUUCACUUUCAAAGGUGUUCUUGACGGGUUUCGUUCAACGGUUAGUCAACAGGUGAAACCAGAGCAAGAAAUCAUCGAGACACUCCGCCCCGAUCAUUUCAACGUAAAAAAGACCUUCCGGCACGGAUUUCCGUUCCAGCCGACCGCCAUAGCGUUUGAUCCUAUUCAGCGAUUGUUGGCGAUUGGUACGAAGACAGGCUCUCUACGAAUUUUGGGAAGACCUGGCGUUGACGUACACGUUAAACAUGAUGGGGAUUCCGCUGUUCUUCAAAUGCAAUUUCUCAUCAACGAAGGUGCUCUUGUUUCGGCCACUGCCGACGAUACCUUACAUCUGUGGAACUUUCGCCAAAAAAUACCACAGGUUGUCCAAAGUCUUAAAUUCCAGCGGGAAAGAAUAACGUUUAUACACCUACCACUGCAAAGUAAAUGGCUGUACGUUGGUACAGAACGAGGAAAUAUCCAUGUGCUUCACAUCGAGACAUUUGUUUUGUCCGGUUAUGUUAUCAAUUGGAAUAAAGCUAUCGAAGUAUCGAGGAAGACCCAUCCAGGUGCUGUAAUUCAUCUCAGUGACAAUCCACUGGAUCUCAGUAAGAUGCUCAUAGGCUACGAGUCUGGGCAAAUAGUGUUGUGGGAUUUGCGGCUUAAGAGUCCAGAUUAUCGAUGCCAAACAACGGAGCCUUUAAAAUCAAUAUCGUGGCACCACGAUGGCAAGCAAUUUAUGUGCAGCCACACUGAUGGCUCCCUCUCGACUUGGGCAUUGCGCCAGUUGAAACCGAUAAACGUAACGCACCCCCAUGCUAAAACUACCAAAGAUGGGCUUCCUGAAGCUUGUAAACCGAUACAGAAAGUGGAAUGGAAGAUAUCAAGAUCUGGGGAAGCUUACGUUAUAUUCUCCGGAGGACUAGCGUACGACACAACAGGUCGAACGCCGAGUAUUACUGUCAUUCAAGGCAAGACCACGACGGUAUUAGAAAUGGAACAUAAUGUCGUGGAUUUCGUAACAUUGUGCGAAAGUCCUUGGACCAGCGAUUUUCAGGAUCCUUACGCAGUCGUCGUUCUCCUCCACAAUGAUCUAGUCGUAAUAGAUCUCCAUUCGGCCGGAUUCCCAUGCUUUGAGAAUCCUUAUCCGAUGGAUAUCCAUGAAUCUCCAGUAACCUGUUGCGCCUACUUUGCCGACUGCCCUUCAGACCUCAUUCCAGCGUUUUAUUCCGUCGGCUCUAAAACCCAAAAGCGCACCGGGUUCAGCGAGAGCGAUUGGCCAAUAUCGGGAGGAGAAUGGAGCCCGACUUCGAGCAGUUAUAACGAGAUUGUUUUGACCGGGCAUGCAGACGGUAGUAUAAAAUUUUGGGAUGCUUCCGCUGGCACGCUUCAAGUUCUCUACAAAUUGAAGACGGGAAAGGUCUUUGAAAAAGCAAAAGCUCGGAGCUCAGAUUCUGAUGAAGAUCCUCUCGCUGUACAGCUGAUAUUUCUCUGUCCGGAAAGCCGCAAAUUAGCGAUCGUCGGAUCGAGCCGAUACGUUAUCUUGUUUCAGUUCAAGAAAACCGAAGAUCAGUCCGAAAUUGUUACUUUGGAGAUUCCCAGUGCUCACGACGUACCUGCGGAAACGGAAUGUUCUCCGGAUUACGAAUAUCCGCCGAGAGGCAGUCUGGCUACCGAAGGCGGGGAAGAACCGCAAAAUCCAUCGUUUGAAUACAGUUUUCCACUAAAAGUAAAGACCGGACCGCAGAGAAGAGCUCCUGGAUUUCAACCGACCAUGGUGUGUCUUUCUCCAUGGAUUAAUGGAGAACAGCCUGGAAAUAUCAACGCUUUGAGUCUCAACUCUUCGUACGGCUUAAUGGCCUAUGGUACAGAAACUGGUUUAGUUAUCGUGGACAUAAUACAAAAAGCUCUGCUUUUAAUCGUCACGACGCAGGAUUUGUACGCAAGCAUGGAUUCCUCUCAGCGUUCGUUGAGGAGUCCCAAACGAUACGACGAGCGGCGUGACAACGAGGACAAAGCCCGAAGUCCCAGUGUUGACCAGAUUCACUACGUUCAAAGCGACCCAGUUGUUGGCUCGGAGUCCGUCGUAGCAUCCGCAGAUGCCUCGUCGAAUAUCUCCGCAGUCGGGAAGUCCUGCUCCUCGUCAUCGUCGAGUCGUGGAACAGGGGUGGAUUCCGUCAGCGACAACGACGCCGAAGAUCAAUCUGGAAGCGAUCAGGGAGCGGCGUCUGGGGACGCGCAAGGCGUGUCGGGAAGGAAAAAGAAUUCUUGGAAAGGUUUUAACCUUAAAAGACAGCUGAGCAAAGUUGACCUCAAGCUUAAAACUACCUUUACAGGGGCCUCGCAGUGCUCUGCGAGUUCUCAAGCGCCCCAACCUCAUACUAUUUACCAAAAACGCCCAUCCGUGGGAGUUUGCCAAGCCGGAAGCGAGGCAGGCGGCACAGCAUCGCCACCGACUGAGGUCGAGACGGUAUCCGUAUUUGCGUCUUGUCCUCCACGUCACGAGGUCUUCGAAGAGAUACCAGAGAGUGGAGAACCUGCGGAAGGUGCGGGUAACGAGGGUGAAAGUGCUGCUUGUGCAACUUCACCGGCUGAUGGAAAUUCUGCGGGGCGAGAGGGUAACUUGGCCGUAUCGACAGCACAAGAAGCCCUCGAGAGACCCGACGAACUUCCCCUCUUUGAUAACGAGGGUAAACCGAUACGACCUAGACGUGACUUGUCGAAGAAAUCGUGGCCGCACAGAAGAGAGAACAGACUUUUGUCGGUACCGCAUUCAAAAUAUCAGAGGAAUGACGGGACUCAUUCAGAUAUGAAAUCUAGGGAAGACGGGGGACCCUCGUUCGCUGGGAAUUUGAUGAGAAGAUUCAAUAAACUGGACAGUUCCUUCACUCAAUCACGAAGUUCGAGCAUGUCGUCGUUGGAAAAUAUAACGGAAACUAUAAAUUGCCUGGUAUUCGCAGAUUCCUACACAAAGAAGAAUGAAGCCAACGCCUUUCCUACCUUGUGGAUUGGCACUUCCCAGGGCUCCGUACUUACAGUUGUGUUCAGCGCCCCGAGCUGCGGCGAACAGAGACACGCACAGCCGAUACACGUUGUCACCUACAGUGGUUCGAUGUUCAAACUGAAAGGCUCCAUGCUCACCAUAUCAUUUCUCGAUUGCAACGGCGCCCUGAUUCCCUACUCUUACGAAUCGUGGAGAGAAGAACACUCGGACAGCAAGGAUCGUAACAAAACUCCAACAAAAUCCACAAGUACCGGUAUAUCUCCAACUUUAAAUGUUCAAGUAUCGGGUGAGGGAUUUGGUGAUAGACAAUUCGUUGUAUUAACAUCAGAAAAGCAAGCCAGAGUCGUCGCUCUUCCGUCACAGACCUGUAUGUACAAACAGCAGCUCGCUGACACAGAUUUUGUAAUAAAGGCUGAAAUAACUUCCUUAAAAGAUAGCGUAUGUUUAGUGUGCUACGUUUCUAGCGGACACAUUGCGACUUAUAGCCUGCCGAGUCUAAGGUUACUAAUAGACGUUGACUUUCUGCCGUUGGUAGAUCUCAGUUUUCAGACUACAAAACGUGGCAUUGAAGAUCCCAUGUUGUCGAUAUGGGGACAACAGCUAUUUGUCAAUGAGGAUACCGAUCUAAUCGCCAGAACGUUUUGCUUUAGCAACAAAGGCCACGGUUUGUACCUCACGUCACCCACAGAGAUACAAAAGUUUACAGUCUGUAACGAGUUUUGGGCUGACUUGACGGAAAUGAUGGGAGAGAUAUUCAUAUGUCAAGAGAUGCCGGAACCACCGAAAGAGAGCUUUUUACGAGGCUUGUUUGGCGGUGGUUCGAGAAGCCUGGACAGAGAAGAACUUUUCGGAGAAUCGAGUGGCAGAGCUUCUCGCACGGUGGCUAAGCAUAUCCCGGGACCAUGUACCAACAACAAUGGUCUUAGAGAGAAGGCAAACAGUGCGAUGGGGGAUGUCAGUCACGCGCAUCAGAUGGUCGUCGAGCGAGGUGACAAGCUGUCGCAACUUGAGGACAGAACAGCACGCAUGAUGUCCGAGGCUGAGACAUUCUCCCAGUCGGCGCACGGUAUAAUGCUUAAAUAUAAAGACAAAAAGUGGUAUCAGCUAUGAGAGAACUCUGGCAACGCGGACGGACACUCCAAAGAUGAUAGAUUAUUAACUAAAACUAAAUUACGUGAUUUAGCAUUCGUAUGUUACCACGCGUCAUCGCCAUACUACUUC